AUGACAUCAGUGUUCAACACAGAUGCUUCACUGCUGUACAACCAUGAUUUAUUUGAAAGCAUUAUUCAUUCCGAGGUGCCUAUACCUCCAGACACUCACUCAGGCGAUCUGGAUAGAAACCGACAACAAGAACGCCACUCACUUCUACUUGAGAAGGUUAGACAUAGCUGUCUGGACCGGUGCUGCCACCAAAAGAGUUCGGAAGGUCCUGGAGGAUAUUGUUCCACACCGUACAACCGUGAUUUGUUUGGAAGCCUAAUUGUAAAGAAAAGAGUGAAGGUGGAGGGGGAAGGGGACAUAGUGCUAACCUACCACAAUCAUUCCGAGGUGCCUACACCUCCAAACAUUCACUCAGGCAAUCUGGAUAGGAACUAA
This is a messenger RNA of Opisthorchis viverrini, 375 nucleotides long. RefSeq lists its product as hypothetical. The transcript has 3 exons. NCBI's taxonomy places the organism in Eukaryota, Metazoa, Platyhelminthes, Trematoda, Opisthorchiida, Opisthorchiidae. The record is from RefSeq and is a predicted model, not a curated record. The coding region runs from base 1 to 375 and encodes 124 amino acids.